AUGCCAAGUGAGGCGGCUCCUCAUUCUAGGCUCUUCAGUGUCCACUGGUGUAGCUGCUCCAUUCCAGGCUUACAGGAGGAGGAGGAGGAGGCACUUGCCACGCACGCUGGAGACUCCAGCCUGCCUUGGCUCCCCUUGCUGCUGUGGUUGGUGGUGGCAAGGAAGACGACAGUGCAGCCAGGAUGGCUUUUCUGGCUUUGCCUGCCCAGUUGCUCCGCGCGAAGAGGAGGGACCACCUGCUGGAGGCUAGAGCCUGCGACACUGUGGCUCGCCUCGCUGUGGUUGGUGGCAGCGAUGGGGACUGCAGAGUGCCGAAGCGGAUAUUUGACCUCUGACCAGCCAGCAUCAUUAACGCACUGCCCCCUGGCCUGUGAGCAGCACCUCCAGCCUCUGCCCCUGCCACCCUCUCAACCAGGUGGUGGCCCACGCAGUGGCAGCGCUCUCAGAAAUUGCCGAGUCUCACCCGAGCAACAACCUGCUCCAUCUGAACCCACAGUUCAUCAACAAGCUGCUGACAGCCCUGAUUGAGUGCACCGAGUGGGGCCAGAUCUUCAUCCUGGACUGCCUCACCAACUAUACGCCCAAGGACGACCGCGAGGCCCAGAGGUUUUCACUGUGUCGUCCAGACUGGUCUCACCCAAACUCCUCGGCUCAAGCAGUCCACCCACCUCAGCCUCACCCAGCCUUGUUCUUUACAUGCGUUGUGUCAGUUAAGCCCCCAGCAACCCUGUGAAGUAGGCAUCAUCAUCUUGAUUCUAUAGAUGAGGAAACUGAGGCUCAGAGUGAUUUCAACUUGCUGGGGGUUAGCAGGCAGCAGAACCAGGAUUUAGAUCUUUCUCCUACAAAAAACAUGUUUGUUUUUUGUUUGUUUGAGACAGGGUCUUGCUCUGUCACCCAGGCUGGUGUGCAGUGGCACCGUCACAGCUCACUGCAGCCUCAGACUCCCAGAUUCAAGUUAUUCCCCUGCCUCAGCCUCCUGAGGAGCUGGGAUUACAGGCAUGCACCACCAUACCAGGCUAAUUUUUUGUAUUUUA
This is a messenger RNA of Pan troglodytes (chimpanzee), 1034 nucleotides long. RefSeq lists its product as uncharacterized. Bases 1 to 528 code for a protein of 175 amino acids. Lineage: Eukaryota; Metazoa; Chordata; Mammalia; Primates; Hominidae. The record is from RefSeq and is a predicted model, not a curated record. The transcript is spliced from 4 exons.